UCAUCCCAACUAAUAAUUUUCAAUUAAGUGCCCCCUUUCUUCCCUCCUUGCUCUUCUGCAACUAAAGAGCAAAAGCCCUAAGAUAUUUGCUCCCCGCCCACUCAGCUCGACUCAAGUCGGGUCAGGGCAGAAGCAGCGAUGGGUCGACCCGAACCAUGUGUGCUGUACGCUCACACGUUCGUUCACCCGCAUCUCGAUGAAUACGUUGACGAGGUGUUAUUUUCAGAGCCUGUAGUCAUCACUGCUUGUGAGUUCCUUGAGCAAAAUGCUUCAUCAAUUUGCCCAGCUGUGAAACUUAUGGGGGCCACUUCACCUCCAUCAUUUGCGUUGGAGGUUUUCAUUCAGUGUGAAGGUGAGGCGAGAUUUAGGCGGCUAUGCCUGCCUUGUUUGUAUUCUCAGUCAUCGUCUAAUGUGCUUGAGGUUGAGGCUGUAGUAACAAAUCAUUUGGUUGUAAGAGGUAGCUAUCGCAGCCUAAGCAUGGUCAUAUAUGGGAAUACGGCUGAAGAUUUAGGCCAGUUUAACAUCGAAGUAGACUUAGAUAACACUUUGACAGAUACUGUUAGCGCUGUUGAAGGAAAGGUAGAAGAUUUGCCUCCUGCUUUUCAUCCCAAUACGCUGACAAUUAAGGAAAUUGUAUCUCCCCUGAAAAUAUUAUCUCAGGCAGUUGUUAUGUUGGAUCUUCCGCUUGAGUUAAGAAAAUUUCUGCUACUUGUUUUUAAAAGUUUGGACUCUCAGAAUCUUGGAGAAGCAGUUGAUACAGUAAUCAGUUCCUUAUUAUCAGUGACCUCAAUCUGUGGAACCCCUUGCUCACCCCACAAUCCUAUUGAUCCAAAGCAACUCGGGAUUGAUAGAUUGAUGAGUAGUGGAGAAGCUGAUCACACUCUUACUGAAGCUGGAAAAGAUCUUUUUGACGUUUACAAAAGGCUUCAGAAUCAGUGUGGCUAUCCAUCUGGUGAAUCAUUAGCAGAAAUCUUGUUUCUUGAAUCUGAGGCAGGCAUCCCUACUUCCAAAGGAUUGAUGGAUUCUUUACACCAACAAUUUGAUUUCUGUAAUAGCAUUGGAGACGUGGGAUAUCCACAUCUUUCACAGAAUAAGAAUAUAAUUCUAUGGUUGAGUGUGGCUCGCUUAUUGUGCUCUGCUAGAGAGAGCUGCUUUCACUUUGUUAAUUAUGGUGGCAUGAAGCAGCUGGGACACAUCUUCAAUCACCGGAUGCAAAAUUCUACCACUCUUACAUUAUUGCUGCUUGGAGUUGGUUGUGAAGGUUUCCUAGGAUGGUGGCCUCGGGAAGAGGAAAGCAUACCAGUCGGCACUAGUGAUGGCUAUAAUCAAUUAUUGAAGUUGUUAUUGGAGAAUCAGAGGCAUGAUGUUGCCUCCCUUGUGACUUAUAUACUUCAUCGCAUGCGUUUUUAUGAGGUUACUUGUAGAUAUGAGUGUGCAGUAUUAUCUGUACUCGGGGGUAUAUCUGCUGGUGGUCGGGUUUCAAAUUUUAACUUGGACAUGCUUGCAAGUGCUAAAACACAGCUCAAGAAACUCUUGAAAUUGAUAAAGCUGAGUGGUCCAAUUGAUGAUCCCUCUCCAAUGGCUGCUGCAAGCAGAUCCUUCAUCCUUGGUGAUGCUGGACAAUUGGUGUAUAAAACAACCAGCGGCUUGAUUAAUCUCUCAAAUUGUGGGUUUUUAAAUUGGGAUAUUGAUUUGCACUUACUUUCCCUUCUGAAGGAGAGAGGUUUCCUUCCUUUGUCAGCUGCUUUGCUGUCAUCUUCUAUUUUGCGAUCCGAAACAGGGCAUGCAAUGGACUUGUUCCUGGAUGUUGUAUCGCACAUUGAAGCAAUAAUUAUUUCACUCCUCUUCUGUCGCUCAGGAUUAGGUUUCCUUCUACAUGACCCUGAAAUCUCCUCAACCAUUAUCUAUGCUUUGCGCGGUAUGGAGGAUGUCCAGAAGGAAGACGCGCUUUCACUUCGAUAUGCAUCUGUCUUGAUGUCCAAAGGGUUCUUUUGUCGCCCCAUGGAAGUUGGCAUGAUUGUUGAGGUGCACAUGAAGGCGUUAAUCGCCAUAGAUAGUCUAUGUAAGUCGAUACCAGGUACUGAAGAAUUUCUUUGGGUGCUGUGGGAUCUUUGUCGCCUCUCUAGGUCAGAGAGUGGACGCCAGGCUCUAUUGGUUUUGGUGAACUUCCCAGAGGCUCUCAAAGUUUUGAUGACCGCAUUGCAUUCCGGAAGGGAACUUGAUCCUGCUUCCUUGAACACUGGAGUUUCACCUUUAGAUGUUGCGAUUUUUCACUCGGCGGCUGAGAUUUUUGAAGUUAUUGUCACUGAUUCUACUGCUACUUCUUUGACGUCUUGGAUAGACCAUGCGAAGGAGCUGCACAUGGCAUUACAUUUCUCUUCCCCAGGUUCCAACAAGAAAGAUGCUCCUGCACGGCUUUUGGAAUGGAUAGAUGCUGGUGUAGUUUACCAUAGGAAUGGGGCAAUUGGACUUCUACGAUAUGCUGCUGUUUUGGCUUCUGGAGGAGAUGUUCACAUGGCCUCAGACAGUGUUCUGGCAUCCGACAUGAUGGAUGUUGAUAAUGUUGUUGGGGAUUCUUCUAGUAGUUCUGAUGGUAAUGUAAUUGAUAAUCUAAUUGGAAAACGUAUUACUGAGAAGGAUUUUCCUGGUAUUGUUCUUCGUGAUUCCUCCAUUGCCCAGCUCACUACAGCAUUUCGAAUUUUGGCAUUUAUUUCGGAUAAUUCGGUUGUAGCUGCUGGUCUGUAUGAUGAAGGUGCUGUAAUGGUUGUGCAUGCUGUUGUGAUCAAUUGUAAAGUGAUGCUUGAGAGGUCUUCCAAUAUUUAUGAUUAUCUUGUUGAUGAGGGUGCAGAGGGCAAUUCAACUUCUGAUUUGCUUCUAGAACGUAAUCGUGAAAAGAGCCUGUUUGAUCUGCUGAUUCCUUCACUGAUCCUACUCAUCAAUCUCUUGCAGAAGUUACAGGAAGCCAAGGAGCAACACAGGAACACAAAACUAAUGAGUGCACUCUUACAGUUGCACCGAGAAGUGAGCCCCAAGUUAGCUUCCUGUGCAGCAGAGUUAUCCCAUACUUGCCCUGAUUUUGUGCUUGGUUUUGGAGCCGUCUGCCAUCUUCUUGCAUCAGCACUAGCUUGUUGGCCAGUGUACAGUUGGACUCCUGGCCUUUUCCAUUUCCUCCUUGACAGCCUUCAUGCCACUUCGCUAUUGGCACUGGGCCCCAAGGAAACCUGCAGUUUGCUUUGUCUACUGAAUGAUUUGUUUCCGGAUGAAAGCCUUUGGAUGUGGAAGAAUGGAAUUCCAAUGCUGAGCCCCCUAAGAGCAGUGGCUGUGGGGACACUAUUGGGUCCGGAGAAAGAGAAACAGAUCAAUUGGUAUCUAAGGCCUGGGAACCCUGAGAAGCUACUAGCUCAGUUGUCUCAGCAACUGGCGAAACUCGGAGAAGUUAUCUUACAUUGUGCUGUCAGUAUGUCAGUUGUCAUACAAGACAUUCUACGUGUGUUUGUGGUUCGGAUUGCAUGCCUGAAUCUUGACUAUGCUUCUGUGUUGGUGAGACCUAUAAUAUCAUGGAUCUCUCAUCGCCUCUUAGAGCCAACAACAUUAUCCGAUGUGGACGCAUACAAGGUUCAUCAAUUGCUUAAAUUUCUUGCUAUCUUAUUGGAGCAUCCAAUCGCUAAGCCACUAUUUUUGAGGGAGGGUGGCUGUCAGAUGCUCACAAAAGUGCUUGAGAAGUGUACUGGAGCUGCCAACUCUGACGUGAAGCAGUUCUCCGAAAACAUAAAUCUUGCAAAAUAUGAAUCUUCACUUAUUAGCUGGUCUACACCUGUAUUCCAAUCGAUCUCAUUAAUCAGUGAUGACUCUGCAUUUUUUCAGCAUCCUGGAGUGCAGUACAGGAAUCUUCCUAACAGUUUUACAGCCAAAGAAUGUUCCAUAUUCUGGUCAUAUCUCCUUAGAUUUUGCAUGGUUUUGCCAGUUGGAAGAGAAUUGCUUGCCUGUCUGGCUGCCUUCAAAGAGAUGGGUUCCUCUACCGAAGGCCAGAGUUCUUUGCUCUCUUUUGUAAAACACAUUCAGUCCUCUACUAUUCAGGAUUCUGAGUCUCAAAUAAACCAUGAAAGUGAUGCAAGUUACGGGAAAAUUCAUGCAUCUGAAUGGAAGGAGCAUCCUCCAUUGUUAUGCUGCUGGACUUCAUUGUUAAGGUCGAUUGAUUCUAAGAAUGUUCCUCGCGAACAGGUUGCUGUAGCUAUUCACACAUUAACCUCAGGUGCAUUAGGCAUUUGUAUGGAUAGGGAAAGCGUGAACUUGGAGAGGGUUGCUGUAGUCAAGUUCCUUUUUGGAGUAAAGAAUGAUUAUUCUUCAGAAGGUUUUGUCGAAGACAACCUGAAGCAAAUCGAGGAGCUCGCAGAUAUGUUAGGAUCUGUGACUUGCAAUGAACUUGACCCUGAUGCUCUCCCUACACAGGAUCAGAUCAAGGAGACUGCAAACUUGUUAUUGCGUUUGUUGCGGAAGUCCUCAGGCACAGAGGAGGUGGAUGCUGCAAUUGCCAGUGGUUACACCUCAUUAUCGACUCUCCCAGUUUCUUCGAGGAUACAGAGAUUUGCAAACAGAAGUGUGGGGCGGAUUGAAGAAUAUAGCUGGGAUGAUUUUGGAGCCACUUUCUUUUGGGAAUGUCCUGAGAAUUUGCGUAACAGGCUAGCUCAGACAGGUCUUUCUGCAAAAAGAAAGAUCUCCUCACUGGAGGGGGCAAAUAGGCAUACCAGAGGAGACAAUUCUGUAGUGGAAGCUACCUCACAAAAUACAUUUUCUAGGGGUUCAGUACCUGUCACCACACCUCCGGGCCCUACACGUCGGGAUACCUUCAGACAGCGUAAGCCAAACACUAGCAGGCCUCCUUCUAUGCAUGUGGAUGACUAUGUUGCAAGAGAACGAAAUGUUGAUGGUAAUAAUUCUAAUGUAAUUGCUGUCCCACGGAUAGGAUCUUCUAGCGGGAGACCACCAUCCAUUCACGUAGAUGUAUUCAUGGCCAGACAAAGGGAGCGUCAAGGUGUAGCUGUUAAUGAUGCGGUAACACAAGUGAAAACAGCAGCUCCAGAUGACAACAUAGACGCAGAAAAGUCCAGCAAACCUCGACAGUUGAAACCAGAUCUUGAUGAUGAUCUUCAGGGAAUUGAUAUUGUUUUUGAUGCUGAGGAGUCUGAACCUGAUGAUAAGUUGCCCUUUCCACAACCAGAUGAUAGUUUACAGCAACUUGCAUCUGUUGUAAUUGAGCAACGUUCUCCCCAUUCGAUAGUUGAGGAGACGGAGAGUGAUGUAAAUGAAAGUAGUCAGUUUUCUCGCUUGGGUACUCCAUUAGCAUCAAACAUGGAUGAAAAUACGCCGAGUGAGUAUUCAUCCAGAAUGUCUGCAUCUCGUCCGGAGAUGCUAUUGACUCGAGAACCGAGUAUUUCUUCUGAUAAGAAGUUCUCUGAUCAGGCAGAGGACACAAAGAGUUUGCCAACCAGAAUUCCUAAUGCAAUUGAUUCCUCUGCAAUACCCAGUAGUACAGGGGUUGCAGCUUCUAUUUAUAUGAAUACUUCAUCUUCUUCUGUACGAUUUUCUGUUGAGUCCAGGACACCACCUAACUUAUAUCCCAAUGCAUCAAUACAACAAAGUGGAACUGUUCCUUUGGGUACUGGAUUGCAAGGUUUCUACGAUCAGAAAUUUCCUCCAAAUCAGCCUCCUCUGCCUCCGAUGCCACCUCCUCCAACAGUCUCACCUGUACUAUCUCAAAAUAUGGAUCCUGUUGUGAGUCAGUCUUCAUCAUUUUUGAAGUCUGUGGCAGAUGGGCAGGCUCAGGUUCCUCCUGGCUUCCAUGUUCAGUCAGAUUAUGCGUCUGUUGUACCAUGCAGUUCGACAUCACUGGCUACUUCAGUUGCGUUGUCAGACCCAAAGUUUGGACGGACAUCUCUUCCUUCGCCUUUAGGAUCUACAAGACCUCCUCCACCGCUUCCUCCCACACCACCUCCUUAUUCAGCCAGCUCUUCGCUAAAGAAUUCUACUUCUUUGUCUCCACAAUAUUUUCAAACUGUUAGUAAUUCUGAGCUUCAGCACGCCUCUGCUGCACCCCCUGUUGAUGGAAUGGUGAACCUUUCAGCAUCACGCACGAUGAUAACUUCCUAUCCCCCACCGCCUUUGAUGCAACCAUUGCUUUUCAGGCCCAGUUCCAUGCCUGUCGGUCUUUAUGGAAAUAGUUUAGUUCCACAUCAUGGAGAAAACUUGGCUAAUGUGUCGCAAAAUCUUCCCAUGUCUCUCCCUUCAGUUCAAGCCAUACCAGCUCUUACUCAGUUACAGCCGCUUCAGCCGCCACAAAUCCCUCGUCCUCCACCUCAGCAUCUUAGGCCACCUGUUCCAGCUUCCCCACAUUCAGAGCAGGGUGCAACAUUGUUGCAAAGUUCCAUACAGAUUCCAGCUCAGCCAUCCCAGGUGCUGCAGCAGCCCCAAGUCUCCCCAGCUCAUGUGUAUUAUCAAACCCAACAACAAGAAAAUGUAUCACAGUCGUUGCAACAGCAACAGGUUGAUCGUUCGCAAAGGAGUUUGCAGCCUUCAGGGGAUGGCGCAUCCCAGCAACAAGAUUCCGGAAUGUCUCUACAAGAGUAUUUUAGAUCCCCUGAAGCGAUUCAGUCUCUUCUGAGUGACCGCGAAAAACUUUGUCAGCUUCUAGAGCAACAUCCAAAGUUAAUGCAGAUGCUGCAGGAGCGGCUGGGUCAGUUAUAGUGGUAGUCCGGCUCAGUGCCUGAGGAUCUUGGUGAAAGCAGACAAACAACUGUGCUCGGAAAGCCAGUAUUGUUUCCAGAUUUGGGAUAUAUUUUAUGUACAUUGCUUUUGUAUUUUCAUUCAUUAAAUUUUAGAUUGACCUAAAAAUUGUAGUAUUUCUGAUGCUAGGAAAUGUAAAUGGGAUAGGUUGGUGUUGUUUUCGAUUGCCUCUGUAACUGUUUGCUUUGUGAGUGCUCUGACCCAGUGAAACUUGAGUGAGACAUUAACUAUAGGGCUAAAUGAAAGGCUAACAGAAAACCAAAAUAGUCGAGUACUAUGUCCUUCAGGCAAGAUGCAGUGACGACUCUUUAUAAUGUAUUAACCCCAUCAAGAAUUGACCGUCUCAUCCGUUCAAUCACUCCCCUGAGAGA
Messenger RNA from Sesamum indicum (sesame), 7151 nucleotides. RefSeq names its product mRNA methyltransferase EMB2016. Gene Ontology annotation, molecular function: RNA binding. The record is from RefSeq and is a predicted model, not a curated record. Gene Ontology annotation, biological process: mRNA modification. NCBI's taxonomy places the organism in Eukaryota, Viridiplantae, Streptophyta, Magnoliopsida, Lamiales, Pedaliaceae. Gene Ontology annotation, cellular component: RNA N6-methyladenosine methyltransferase complex.